This is a messenger RNA of Dichomitus squalens LYAD-421 SS1, 2514 nucleotides long. RefSeq names its product OPT oligopeptide transporter. The transcript has 15 exons. The coding region runs from base 146 to 2431 and encodes 761 amino acids. NCBI's taxonomy places the organism in Eukaryota, Fungi, Basidiomycota, Agaricomycetes, Polyporales, Polyporaceae. The record is from RefSeq and is a predicted model, not a curated record. Gene Ontology annotation, biological process: transmembrane transport. Gene Ontology annotation, molecular function: oligopeptide transmembrane transporter activity.
CCGGCAGUUCCUCCCUUGCGGACAGUCUCGUGCAUCGCGGCACCACUGCACAGCGUCUGUUCUCACGUUAUGUUACUGGAGUGCUAUAUAUUCCGCAAGGCCUUCUCACGGGGACUUCGAGGUUCUUCCCCCAGUCGUUUCCACUAUGGCCGAAGUACCAAGCGUUGUGCCAACCUUGGACGACAAGCACUCGGCUUCCGACGCUUCCCUCGAGAAGAAAGGUCUUGAUGGCGCCGAUGUCUCUGACGACGCCAUCAUGGCCAAGGAGGUCGAGGAGUUCGAGGAACGACUCCAAAGGGACGAGGCCGAACCGGAGGAGUACCUCGUGCAGGAGGCGUAUGAGGUCGCCAUUAAGGUCCUCACCACCCACGAUGAUCCUGAGCUUAAGUCUGUCACGUUCCGGACUGCAUUCCUCGGUGUCGGCUUCUCGGCCUUCGGCGCUGUUCUGGCCCAAAUAUACUACUUCAAGCCCCAGACAAUCCUUGUGUCGCAGUUGUUCCUUUUGAUCUUGUCUUACUGGUUCGGCACUGCGAUGGCAACGCUUCUGCCGUCCCGUGGCCUUUUCCGUUGGAUCAACCCGGGCCCGUUCAACAUCAAGGAACACGUCGCUAUUAUUAUCAUGUCGUCUUCGGCCGCUGUCUCCGCUACUGCCAUUCAAGUCAUAUCGGUGCAGGACUUGUACUACAACAGGAAGCUGAAUGGUGGUCUGGCCAUAUUCACUCUGAUUGGCUCCCAGCUACUCGGCUAUGGAUACGCCGGUUUACUUCACGACAUGCUGGUGAAGCCUACUAAGGCUUUCUGGCCUUCCACGAUCUCUACUGCCAACCUCUUCCAGGCACUGCAUUACGAUAACCAGAUGACGUCCAAGCGCGUACGUCUCUUUUGGACGGUCUUCGUGGUCAUGUUCUUCUGGGAGAUCAUCCCGCAAUGGAUCUUCCCGCUACUUACGGGCAUCUCGAUUUUCUGUCUGGCCAACAACCAUAGCACCGUCUUCCGCAACAUUUUCGGUGGCGCUAGUAACAACGAGGGCAUGGGCCUGUUGUCGUGGUGUUUCGACUGGAACCUGAUCGGUAGCGACUGUUUGUUUAACCCCCUCUGGCUCCAGAUCAAUCAGGACAUCGGUAUCUUCCUCACAUACAUCUUGAUGGCUGGUGUUUACUACGGCAAUCUCUGGAGGGCUAAGGACUUCCCAUUCAUGAGUCAGGCCAUUUUCGCCGCAGAUGGGUCUCAAUACAACCAGACGGCGCUCUUGACGAAUGGCAAGUUCGAUGCGGAGAAGUACGCUGAGCUUGGCCCCGCUUUCUUCUCUGCGACCAACGCUCUCUACUACAUGACCUCCAACCUCUCGCUCGGCGCUACAUUCACGCACGUCUUCUUCUGGCACUGGCAAGACAUCAAGCCGUUCUUGAAGACGUUCAACCCGUGGAACAAGGAGCCGCUUGUCGUUCACGAUCCUCACUACGAGAAGAUGAAGGUCUACAAGCCAGUCCCCCGUUGGUGGUUCCUCCUCAUCCUUGUAGCCGCGUACGCCAUCGCCCAGGCGACCAACUACUCUGCUCACUCCGGCUUGCCUUGGUGGGCUGUGACGGUCGUCCUGAUCAUUUCGUUGAUCAUGUCGAUGCUCUUCGCUACCCUCGCGGCUACCAUCGGAUUUAACGAGUUCAGCACAUCUGCGAACGGUUUCUACCAGAUGAUUGUCGCUUACCUCGUCCCCGGGAACCCUGUUGCGAACAUGUAUGGUGCCUUGUACGGGCAGCACCCACAGGGCCAGUGCAUCUUGAUGUUGAAGGACUUGAAGCUCGGUCAGUAUGUCAAGCUCGCACCCCGUGUCACGUUCGCUAUGCAGAUCAUCGGUACUGUCGUCGGCGCGAUCCUCAACUAUGUCAUGAUGCAAACGAUCAUCGACAACAACCGCGCCGACCUCCUCUCCGUCUCCGGCACCCGUCUCUGGUCCGGGCAGAACGCUCAGUCAUUCAACACCAACGGUAUCUCGUGGGGCGGUCUCGCUCCUCAGAUGUUCGGCAUCAAUGGGGUCUAUCACAUGGUGCCCAUCUGCCUAGCCAUUGGCGUGUUCUUGCCUCUACCGUUCAUCAUCGCCUACUACAUCUGGCCUAAGGCUGGGUUCGAGAACUUCAACACGCCGAUCAUCCUGCAGUACUCGUGCUUCCUGUCGGUUGGCAUCAACACUUCGGUCAACCCGUCUAUGGUCAUCGGUAUCUUCUCCCAAUGGUGGGUGCGCACACGCUACCCGCGGUGGUUCACGAAGUACAACUACAUCGUCGCCGCGGCGCUCGACGGAGGCACUCAGGUCAUCUCGUUCAUCCUCAACUUCGCGGUCUUCGGGGCGUCCGGCACCGCGCACAAUUUCCCUCAGUGGUGGGGUAACGAUUUCAACCUGUCUGCAGAUCGUUGUGCGCUGCCUGACCAGUGAUCUCGCUUCCUAUUCGUCUGUGAUCAGUAAUGUAGUAUCAAGGUAUGAUUCUUUGUCUGUGAAGGGUUCUCGUAAUGAAAACG